Messenger RNA from Symsagittifera roscoffensis, 3075 nucleotides. Its product is annotated as innexin unc-9-like. The record is from RefSeq and is a predicted model, not a curated record. NCBI's taxonomy places the organism in Eukaryota, Metazoa, Xenacoelomorpha, Acoela, Convolutidae. Bases 781 to 2901 code for a protein of 706 amino acids. The transcript is spliced from 7 exons.
UUCUUUGUGACGUUUUGUUUUCCUGAAACGUGAAAACUUCGCAUACAUAUGGUUAAGUCUUGUCUUAAGUCCGUAAUCUAAGGGUAACUACAUUUCUUUUCUGUCUCAUAUUCAAACUUCACUUUUGAUAUACCGAAUCAAAGGUUAUAAAGCUGCACCAAGUCAUAAAUACUGAUUCAUACGAUUCUUAAUCUUGGGAGUCGAUACUUAAUCAAAACAAAUAUUCUUGUACACAAAAUUAGGUGAUACAACUCAAGUUCUUGACUAUAUAUUUUUUGUUUGUAUGGAUUUUUGUUGUUUUUAUCUUAUAAAACGUCGUUUCCACUUCAAGAUAGUAUAACCAUGAAAUAGUAGAUCUGAAGUCACUUUAAAAUGCUCUCAUCCAUCUAAGUUUCAUCCAAUCUUUCAAACUUCCUCAUCAUUUUUGUUUUUGAACGCCUUUCCAUAUCCAUCAGAAUCUAGUUUAAGCUUCGUUGUCGUCCAAAACAUAGCACCUUACCCGAUUUUCGAAAGCGAAACAACAUCAAUUUGCACUAUUUAACUCAGUUCAUCAAGAAAAACCAUGAUCUAAGCUAAAUGUUUUAGGCAGUUUUGUGAUUAUCUUUCUUCAUCUAAAAUUUCUAAAAUUUACACUUCCACCAGUUCCCUAUUUAGUUUCGAUUGACUUGCUGAUUUUUACUAGAUUUAAUCAACUUCAUUUUGACAAGUUAUCAUCACACAAAACAACAGUGAAACCAGACCGGAUUUUAAAUUGUUUGAAAAAAAAUCGGAAAAAAGAAGAUGUUAUUUGAGAAGGCACUGAAGACAGUGUCUAAGAGUGCGCCCGGGAGUGACAAUGACUUCGCGGACCAGCUCAACUUCAGAUACACCAGUGGCAUCUACUUACUCUGUGCUCUGGCUGUCAUCAGCCGAUAUUACGUCAUGGACGGAAUACAAUGUUGGACUCCCACGUACUUCGCGGGUGCGUGGAUCGACUAUGCGAACAACCUGUGCUUCAUCAAGAACACCUACUACCUGCCCAUGGACGUGACAGUGGAAAAGGGGCGGGAGGAGGGGCUGACGUACAGCAUCACUUACUACCAGUGGAUCCCCCUCUUCUUCAUGUGGCUGGCCAUGUGCUUCUACCUCCCCCGUGCAGUCUGGUUCAACGUCUUCAGCCACCACUUUGUCGACAUCAAUGCCAUUGUUGACCUGUUGACCUCGUUCGACAAUGCGGUCAACCCUGAGACACGUGACCCUGCGGUGCAACAGGUCGCCAAGCAUAUUCACAGGUAUCUGUGCAACUCGACCGAAUACAGAGAGACGGCAUUCUUUGAAGCCAGGAAGUCAGUGACUAAGAAGUGCAAGACAUUCGCCUUCUACAUCGGCAGAAGGUACGGUCUCCAAGUGACCUUGAUCUACCUCAUCAUCAAGUGUCUCUACAUCGCCGUGGGCAUCACCCAACUCUACUGGAUCGACUCUUUCCUCAGAGGUGCUGAGGCUCAGAACUGGACUAUGAAGGGCUACUACUACAAUCUCUUUACAUCUUCAUACGUUCUACAGGUGUUGAGGAGUCUGAGAAAUGGGACGAACUGGGAGAACUCGCCCAGCUUCCCCCGAGUGACCAUGUGCGACUUCGAGACGAGAGCUCUUGGGCAGAACCAGAAGUUCAGCAUCCAGUGUGUCCUACCCAUCAACCUGUUCAACGAGAAGAUCUUCCUCUUCCUCUACUGCUGGAUCAUGAUGGUAGUGCUUAUAACUAUUACUAACUUGUCUCUGUGGAUCUACAGAAUCGCAUUCGCCUUCAGUCGGCAGAAGUACAUCAUGAAGCACUUGACACUCAUGGGGAGGAUCGACGAGAAGAAUCGGAGGUACAGUGUGCGGGUUACUAAGCGACUGAUCCGAGUGUUCAUCCACGACUACCUCCGACCGGACGGGGUGUUCCUGCUCCGGCUGAUCGCCAUUAACACCAACUGUCUCAUCGCCAGUGAGAUCAUAGCUAACUUGUGGGACGAGUUCAAGGACGACGAGAAGAUCGUCAAGAAGGCCGAACACUACAAUCACAAAGAGAGACAGAAGUUCGGUUCGGAUGCAGGGGCUGCGAGCAUAGCAGGGAGUGGGAUAGGCAACGACGACACUUACUCCACCAGCCAGGACAAGGUUGUAAUCAAAAGAAGAAGUCAGAAGGCUUUCUCCAUCUUCCAACCUAAUCUGGACGAUAGUCAAAUGAGUCCCACAACUCCAAAGGGUCUCUCGGAUCUGCAGAAGUUCCAGCGUCAGUACAAAGAAGGUAAAUCCGGCGAGCCCCCUCCGCCGGUCCAGAAAGUAGAGUUCCAGGGUUUGAGUGCAAUCCCGGAGCCCAAACCUAAAAAGAAGGAGAACUCGUUUUUUGUUUGUAUUGACUGCGACGACGAUGCUGAUAACGAAAGUGAAUAUGGAAACAUGAUUGACCCCCCUGCUCGGCUUCUUAAAAAACCCAAAUCACCUCGAAAGUCACUGAAAAACAAAAUGAGAGAUCUUUUCGUCUACAACAGUUCUGGAUCCGAAAGCGAUUUAUCUGACGAAGCGGUUCAAACAAUUCAUGGUAGUCCAAAACCGAAGCGGAAACGAGCAACUAAAAGUAUGUUGAAAAACUGUCUGUCCAUUGACGAGCCGAACUCGGAUGACGGAAACCGAGGACCCGACUCAGUACGAAGUGUGAACUCGGGGAGCCAGCAGGAGCAUCGGCAGGAUCCCUAUCCCGUUAAUCAGAGACCCGGGAUUGCGAGACCAUUUGAGGUCGGAAACGGAGUUAGUCCCCCAGCUUAUUCACAAGCAGCGGGGAUGGUCUCGAUGAAUCCAGGUAUCGGGGGAGACAGAGUGCCUAGAACACAAAUGUCAUAUGUACCAUCAGUCACAGGACUGCGAACUCAUAAUAACUAAAAAACAUGAUUGGCAGAUUGAAUUUAUGAUUUUUACUUGGUAAACAGCACCUGCUUAAAUGAAGUUAUAAAUGAGUACGUAAAGUAAUACACGAGACGGCUGUAGUAUGCGACAGUAGAUUAAUUGAAGCACAUAAAUUCACGUUUGUUUUUAGACAAGAGGGCAGCAAUCGUU